Messenger RNA from Linepithema humile (Argentine ant), 1629 nucleotides. RefSeq names its product lipase 3-like. The record is from RefSeq and is a predicted model, not a curated record. Lineage: Eukaryota; Metazoa; Arthropoda; Insecta; Hymenoptera; Formicidae. Gene Ontology annotation, molecular function: hydrolase activity, acting on ester bonds. Gene Ontology annotation, biological process: lipid metabolic process.
CCUGCGAGUCAUUCGCUUGUUACUAUCCAAUUGUUGCACAUACUGAGAAGACGUAGAAGCGAUACUGUGCGAGCCGUCUCAGCUUCAAAUUCCCGAAUUGACUGCACAAGUAUGUGAUUGUACAGAGUGUCCCAUAAAAAACGUUUGAAAUAAUAUUGCCAGAGUGUUUAUUCUAUCUUACAAGCUGCUUUGUAGAAUUUGAAUUGGAAGUCAGUUGCUACAAUGAUAUUAGAUAUGAAAUCUGUUCUUUUCGCGUAUUGUGUAAUCACAAUAUUCGCAGAGGGAGAAUCACAAUUCUGGCAAGGUACAUCGUUUCCUCAAAACGAUUUAAUAAACUUUCUCUUCCCUAAAGAUCCAAAUUUAGUGAAAGUAAGAAAAAUUGAGCAAACCAGUGGAAGUGAAGCAGUAGUAUUAGAUUUCAUUGGUUUGGUUGAACAAUAUGGUUAUCCCGCUGAAGAACACAACGUUACAACAGAGGAUGGAUACAAUCUGAAAAUACACAGGAUACCCGGCAGCCCAUUAUUGAAUAAUAAAAAAAAGAAGAAAGUUGUAUUUGUGCAACACGGCAUUUUUGCUUCAUCUGAUAGCUGGGUAUUGUUCGGUCCAGGCAAAGAUCUUGUAUUUCUAUUAGCCGACCAAGGAUAUGAUGUAUGGAUUGGUAAUAUUAGAGGAAAUACUUAUUGCAGAUCGCAUAUAGAAUGGACGACAUAUGAUCGUAAAUUCUGGCAAUUCAGCUUUCACGAGAUAGGAACAAAGGAUCUGCCGGUCAUGAUAGACUAUGCCCUUAAUUAUACGAAACAAAAAAGUUUAUUAUAUAUUGGUUAUUCAAUGGGAACUACUACACUGUUUGUUCUCCUGUCAAUGAAACCGGAGUACAAUGAAAAAAUAAACAUGGCCAUCUGCCUUGCUCCAGUUGUUUCAUGGAUAAAAAUAACACCCACAAUGCAGGAAAUUGUUAAUAUAACUCCAGCACUUAAGGAAUUUCUUGACAAGUAUGAAAUAUACGAUCUUUUUCCACAAUCUUUGACAACCAUCACGGCAGGAAAGAUAUUAUGUAACGAUGAAGCUAUGACUCAAGCUAUUUGCACUACAGUGAUUUUUCUACUCGUCGGUUCUGAUCCAGCACAGCUUAAUACUACAGCGCUGCCACACUUAAUUUCCUAUUUUCCAGCAGGUGCUUCUGUACAAACAUUACAUCAUUAUUACCAAAAUAUUGUUAGUAAUAAGUUUCGAGCCUAUGAUUAUGGAGUCAUUAGCAAUUACGAGCAAUAUGGACAGAAAAUGCCUCCAAAUUAUGAUUUGAAGAAAAGUAUUGCUCCGAUAUUUUUAUUUUAUUCGGUCAACGAUAUGAUUGUUACAAAAGAGAAUGUGUUCGAUCUAAGCAAACGCUUGCCAAACGUUGUUCUAACCGAGGAAAUCCCAUUUAAACUAUUUAAUCAUGCAGAUUACCAAUGGGCACUCAACGCAAAAACUCUUCUAUAUGAUCGUGUGUUAGAAGUGAUGCAAGAAUUUCAUCAAAAUGUAACUAUGAAAUGAUUGACACAAAAUUAUGUCAUUGUCGUAUGUUGAAUAAAGAAUUUUAUGAUGUUAUUUUCAGUUUUCAACUGAAUAAAUUUUAUGGAAGAAAUA